UACAGCGCGACGCGCGGCGGGCCGGUCCGCGGGGCUGCGAGUGGCGUCCUUCUGCCGGCGCGGGAGUGGGGCUGGAGGCGGGGCCGGGGCACGGCGCGGGGCCGCCCAGCUGCGCGCUGCUCGGCGCUCCUCCGGGCUCUGCGCCCACAGGAGGAAGUAACAGGAGAACUGUCUGACAUCCGAAGGAAGGUAAACAGAGACCAGAGAGGCAAGGUAGGAAGUUCUGUGUGCCCACGAAGACGGCAGGAGACAUACAGGGAAGGCUGCGUGGUUCGGCGGAGGGAAAGGCGGUACGAACCCCAAGCAGCAGGCCUGGAAGCUGAAGCGAACUUGGCCGUGCCUGUUGGUUCCAGGAGUCCCUAUGGAUUAUGGCAGGAAAAGUGAAAUGGGUCACUGAUAUCGAGAAGUCCGUGCUGAUAAAUAACUUUGAAAAGAGAGGAUGGAUCCAAGUGACAGAAAACGAAGACUGGAACUUUUACUGGAUGAGUGUACAAACCAUCCGGAACGUUUUUAGUGUCGAAACUGGCUAUCGGCUCUCAGACGAUCAAAUAGUGAACCAUUUUCCGAACCACUACGAGCUGACCCGGAAGGACCUGAUGGUGAAGAAUAUUAAAAGAUACAGGAAGGAGCUGGAGAAGGAAGGGAGCCCUCUAGCAGAAAAAGAUGAAAAUGGGAAAUACCUCUAUCUGGACUUUGUUCCGGUCACCUACAUGCUGCCCGCCGACUACAACCUGUUCGUGGAAGAGUUCAGAAAGAGCCCCUCCAGCACCUGGAUCAUGAAACCUUGCGGCAAAGCCCAGGGGAAGGGCAUCUUUCUGAUCAACAAGCUCUCGCAGAUCAAAAAGUGGUCCCGGGACAGCAAGACGUCUUCGUUCGUGACUCAGUCUACCAAGGAAGCCUACGUGAUCUCCCUCUACAUCAACAACCCGCUGCUCAUUGGCGGGAGGAAGUUUGACCUCCGCUUGUAUGUCCUGGUGUCCACGUACCGCCCGCUGCGCUGCUACAUGUAUAAGCUCGGAUUCUGCCGCUUCUGCACUGUGAAGUACACGCCGAGCACCAGCGAGCUAGACAAUAUGUUUGUUCAUCUCACCAACGUCGCCAUUCAGAAGCACGGGGAAGACUACAACCACAUCCACGGGGGCAAGUGGACCGUGAGCAACCUGCGGCUGUACCUGGAGAGCACCCGCGGCAAGGAGGUGACCAGCAAGCUGUUCGACGAGAUCCACUGGAUCAUCGUGCAGUCGCUGAAGGCCGUGGCGCCGGUGAUGAACAGCGACAAACACUGCUUCGAGUGCUACGGCUACGACAUCAUCAUCGACGACAAGCUGAAGCCCUGGUUGAUUGAGGUGAACGCAUCCCCGUCUCUCACCUCCAGCACCGCCAACGACCGAAUCCUGAAGUAUAACCUGAUCAAUGACACUCUCAAUAUUGCGGUCCCGAACGGCGAGAUUCCAGACUGUAAAUGGAACAAGUCACCCCCGAAGGAAGUCCUCGGCAAUUACGAAAUUCUCUAUGACGAAGAGCUGGCGCAGGGCGAUGGCGCUGACCGAGAGCUGAGAAGUCGUCAGGGCCAGUCGCAGGGGCCCAAGGGGGGCCGAUCGCGAGACUCGGGCAGAACCGUCCUCACCACCUGGAAGUGAGCACCAGUCGCCACGAAAGACGGCGAGCCAGACCUGCCGGAUACUCAGUGCACCUGGGCCCAUUUCAAAAUUUUCCUUUUUCUAGAGCUUUUUCCCCCCUUUCCUAAGCGCUGUAAAUAAAGGCACUUCUUUGGGAGGUUAAGGAGUCUCUUGUGAGGAAAGAUGCCCCGCUUCUCCUUCCCUCUCACGCAGUACCUCUGAGACCACACGCGUGGGGAUUUUCCCCACACCCAGCCUGUCUGCGCUCCUCUGGCUGGUGCUGGGUGUCCACGAUUUCUCUCCAUUUUGAUACCAUCUGCCUGGAGAUGGCGUCUGAUCCCACUGGGGAAGGACCCAGUCCCGCAAAGCUGUCCCCCUGCCCCCGCAUCGCCAUAACCUCGGAAGCCGAUCCUGGCUGUCUCCUGUACUCCUGACCUCCCUGCUCUAAGUGGGAGGUUCCCACCACCUUUCUCCAAGGGCUUCAUUCCUUGGCCAGAGUGGCUCACGGGACUCAGGAAAACCGUUCACCUGCUCGAUUACCCAUUUCUCAUGAACGAUGCAACUCGGGUCAGCCCGAUGGAAGAGAUGCAGGAGCUAAGGUAUGGGGGAAGGGGUGGGGAGCUUCCGUGCCCUCCCUGGGUACGCCGCCCUUCCAGCGCCUUCCUGGGGUGACCAGCCUGGAAGCUCUCUGGAGUCCGUAUUCGAGAUUUGUGUAGGUUUCAUUAUAUAUG
This is a messenger RNA of Mustela erminea (ermine), 2350 nucleotides long. RefSeq names its product tubulin tyrosine ligase like 1 (gene TTLL1). NCBI's taxonomy places the organism in Eukaryota, Metazoa, Chordata, Mammalia, Carnivora, Mustelidae. Gene Ontology annotation, cellular component: cilium. Gene Ontology annotation, molecular function: tubulin-glutamic acid ligase activity; tubulin binding. The coding region runs from base 369 to 1640 and encodes 423 amino acids. The record is from RefSeq and is a predicted model, not a curated record. Gene Ontology annotation, biological process: microtubule cytoskeleton organization; protein polyglutamylation. The transcript is spliced from 13 exons.